AUGUCUUCUGAUCAUGAGGUCACACUUGCCAUGUCCAUAAUGUUGCUGCUGUCUUUUGGGGUUCUUUGCUCAGCGGUUCCUGAGAACAACACAGAAGAUAUGCUCUCCCUGAUAGGUUUCAAGCAGGCGAUCACUUACGAUCCAUCGGGGAUCUUGAAACACUGGAACAGAAGCACCACCUUUUGCCGAUGGGAGGGCAUCAAAUGCAGCCGGAGACACCCAGGGCGCAUUGUGGAGCUGCACCUCGCCGGCCUGAAAUUGUCCGGCCAAAUCAGUUCCUUGGUUGGAAACCUCACGUUCCUAAAGAAACUCAACCUCUCAACAAACGGUCUGUCUGGCCGGUUGCCCCCACUGAACCGCCUCCACAGACAGCAAAUCCUUGACCUCGGCUACAACUCAUUGCAGGACACCAUUCCUGAUGCUCUUGCCAAUUGCUCCAAGCUGAGAAAAUUAUUCCUCUCCUAUAACUCUUUUGUAGGAGAAAUCCCACCCAAACUAGGCCUCCUCUCCAACUUAUCCGAUUUACGCUUCAACACAAAUAAUCUCACCGGAACCAUCCCAUCAACCUUUAGCAACAGUUCUAGCAUACAAGUUAUGUCUCUGUCAUAUAAUCACCUGUCGGGAGGUAUUCCCGAUGAACUCGGAAAGUUACCAAGUAUACGGUGGCUGGCCUUAGGUGGGAAUAGGCUAAUUGGUGGAUUCCCACAAGGCCUACUCAAUCUGUCUAAUUCCCUUCGAGUGCUUGGCUUGGAGUCGAAUAAGCUAGGAAACAGGUUGCCACUUAACAUUGGUGACAGCCUCUCUAAUCUCCAAUGGCUUUUCUUGAACCGUAACAUGUUCCAAGGGAAAAUACCAGCUUCCUUAGGUAAUGUUUUAGGGAUGGAAAGACUGGAGCUGGAGAAUAACAAUUUCACUGGUGAAAUUCCUUCUUCUUUGGGUAAGCUUAAAAGCCUGUACUAUUUGAAUCUUGGGGGAGACGGUCUUGAAGCAAAAGACGCCCAAAGCUGGGAGUUCUUUAAUGCAUUAAUAAACUGUAGCGGUCUAAAUAUCCUUGCUCUAGAUCGAAAUCAACUAGAUGGGACAAUACCAGGUUCAAUAGGAAACUUGUCAAAUAGUCUUGAGAUGCUAACUUUGGGUGGAAACAAGCUAUCGGGUAUAGUUCCCACAAGUGUGGCAAACCUUCAGUCCCUAAUUAAUCUGGGAUUUGAUUAUAACAAUUUAAGUGGAAAGAUUGUGGAAUGGGUUGGGAUGCUUACAAAAUUGCAAAGUUUAAAUCUUUAUCAGAACAAAUUCAGCGGGCCAAUUCCCUCUUCUAUGGGAAACCUAACUCAGUUGACGUUGCUCUCUCUAGCACUCAAUGAGUUUGAAGAUCUUAGCGAUAACACUCUCCAGAGCAACAUAACCCUAGAAGUUGGUGCCCUUAAACAAAUCGUUGACUUACGUCUUUCAUCAAACAAGCUUACUGGGGAGAUCCCUCACGUCUUAGGUCAAUGUCAGAACCUGGUAACCAUUCAAAUGGACCAAAACCUUCUCAUAGGAGACAUCCCAGCAUCUCUCGGGAACCUAAAGAGCUUGAACAUGGUUAAUCUCUCACAUAACAACUUGUCAGGAACCAUUCCUGAAGUUUUAGCUGACCUACCCCUCCUCGACAUGCUGGACCUUUCUUACAAUCAGCUCCAAGGAGAAGUUCCAAGAACUGGAGUAUUUAAAAAUGCUCCAUCAGUUUAUCUUGAUGGCAAUUUUGCACUAUGCGGAGGAGUGGUGGAUCUCGGAAUGCCCUUGUGUCCUGCUACUUCCCAAAGAAAAGGAAAGAAGUACUAUUUGGUCAGAGUGUUGAUUCCAGUAUUUGGCUUCUUAUCACUCAUCAUGUUGAUUGCAAUUAUAACUCUUCAUAAGAAGAAGAAGUCACACAGAGCAUACAUAUCAUCGACUUCCUUUGGUGGAAAAUUCCCUAGACUUUCUUACUAUGAUCUAGCUCGAGCUACUGGGAACUUCUGUGAAGCAAAUGUAAUUGGCAGAGGAAGUUGUGGUUCAGUUUACAGAGGAAAAUUGACUCAACUUGAAAUGGAAGUGGCUAUUAAGGUUUUCGAUCCCAAGAUGAGAUGUGUAGAUAAAAGUUUCAUAUCAGAAUGUAAGGUUCUGAGAAGCAUUAGACAUCGGUACAUUACUCCUAUCCUAACAGCUUGUCUGUCAAUAGAUAAUUCAGGUAAUGCUUUCAAGGCUCUGAUUUAUGUACUCAUGCCAAACAGAAAUUUGGACAAAUGGUUACAUGAAAAACCUGCUGGUGAAGAACCUAUUGUAUUGGGCUUAGGGCAAAGGAUAAGCAUGGUUGUUAAUAUUGCUGAUGCAUUGGCCUACUUGCACCAUGAUUCUAGAAGAUCCAUUGUCCAUCGUGAUUUGAAGCCUAGCAAUAUCCUCCUAGACGUUGAUAUGAAUGCACAUUUGGGUGACUUUGGCAUUGCAAACCUCGUACUUCAAUCUGGGUCCGCAACAGUUGGACAGUCAAGUUCAGGCACAAGUUCAAGCAACUCAGUCGGAUUGAAGGGGACAAUAGGAUAUAUAGCUCCAGAGUAUGCCAAUAGUGGCCAAGCAUCAACAUGUGGUGAUGUUUUCAGCUUUGGAAUAAUCAUUCUAGAGAUGCUGAUAGGCAAAAGACCAACGGACUGCAUGUUUCAGGAUGGCCUCAGCAUUGUCAACUUUGUGGAGAGGAACUUCCCAGAUCAGAUAGAAAGAAUGAUCAUGCGAGAAGUAGCCAUUAAGUUGCACGCAAUCAGAGUGUCAUAUGUUGGAGCGACCAAGGUCCAGCAAGAUGAAGCUCGUACACAAGCUCCAUCAGGAGAUAGGGAGGAUCUGGCAGAAGGUUCCUCUUGA
Triticum aestivum (bread wheat) is the source of this 2871-nucleotide messenger RNA. Its product is annotated as receptor kinase-like protein Xa21. The transcript is spliced from 4 exons. Gene Ontology annotation, biological process: protein phosphorylation. NCBI's taxonomy places the organism in Eukaryota, Viridiplantae, Streptophyta, Magnoliopsida, Poales, Poaceae. The record is from RefSeq and is a predicted model, not a curated record. The coding region runs from base 1 to 2871 and encodes 956 amino acids. Gene Ontology annotation, molecular function: protein kinase activity; ATP binding; protein binding.